AUGCGUCCUUUAACCGAAGAUGAGAGCAAGCUCGUCUUCACGAAACUGGCCAACUAUAUAGGCAAAAAUUUGGUUCACCUCAUCGACAGGGAGGAUGAAGUGUACUGCUUUAGGCUUCAUAAAGAUAGAGUAUACUACGUAUCCGAAAAAGCAAUGCGUCUAGCUGCAUCUGUAGCUCGUCCAAAUCUCGUUUCCCUGGGUACUUGCUUCGGCAAAUUUUCGAAAAGUGGCAAGUUCAAGCUACAUAUCACAUCCCUUGAUUACCUAGCACAAUAUGCUAAAUAUAAGGUAUUUGUUCCUUUUGAUGAGGCACAUCUGGGAAGAAUUACAGAGGAUACUCCCGAACAUCAGGGUGUUGUAGUGUUCAGCAUGAACGAUACACCCCUGGGAUUUGGGGUCACUGCAAGAUCAACAUUAGAUACAAGAAAAUUAGAUCCAACUGCAAUCAUUGUGUUCCAUCAGGCGUAG
This is a messenger RNA of Acaulospora colombiana, 468 nucleotides long. The record is from the annotation of a GenBank genome assembly. Lineage: Eukaryota; Fungi; Glomeromycota; Glomeromycetes; Diversisporales; Acaulosporaceae.